UCGGCCGGCGGUUGUCACAAAUGUACCCGCCGAAACUUGGGUCUUCAACUAGAUUGGCUCUGUUUGAUGAACAAGAGAGAGUUUCCGUUAGAUUCACUUCAAAUUUUUGUACUAAAUUUCAUUAUAGAAGAUCUUCAUAACAAAAACCACAAAGUCGGUUGAAACCCAUCUCCUAUCCCAUGUCGAAUCAGGCGAUAGCCACGAACAUUGCGAAGCUAAUUCUGAAAUCUGGCCUUCAACCCUUCAAAACGACCCCAUCGCUGCUUUCAAAACUUGAUUCGCGGGUAACACAAUCGAUUUUAUCUGAUCCAAAUGUUCCUACUAAGUCCUGUUUGAGGUUCUUCAACUUUCUCCGACGCAACCCAUCUUGUAAACCCGAUCUUCCGGCACAUUUAAUCCUCGUCUGUAGGUUGUAUCGAGCUCGCAAGUUCGCGGAAAUGAAAAAUGUGUUGAAAUUCAUCGUUAAUGGUGGAAAUCUUUGGAGCAAUGUUGAGCGGAUCGUUUCUUCGAUUGGAGGUGAGUUUAAUGAGCCGAAAUUUGUUGAAAAUUUUUGUGAUAUGUUGUUUAGAGUAUACAUGGAUAAAAGAAUGUUUGAUUCGUCUUUGGAGGUUUUUGAUUAUGCGAGAAAGAACGGGUUUGAGAUUGAGGAGAGAUCAUGUUUUGAGUUUUUACUUGCUUUGAAGAGAUCUGGUAAUAUGGAAUUAUGUGUAGAAUUCUUGCGCCAAAUAGUCGAUUCGGGCAUAGAAAUACGUGUUUCUUCGUGGACGGCUGUGGUUGAUGGGCUGUGUAAGAAAGGGGAGGUUGUAAGGGCUAAAGCUUUGGUGGAUGAACUUGUCUGUAAAGGAUUUAAGCCCAAUGUUAUCACAUAUAAUACUCUUUUAAAUGGUUAUAUUGAAAUUAAGGAUGAGGGAGGUGUUAAUGAGAUUCUUAGUUUGAUGGAGAAGGAUGUUGUGGAUUAUAAUGUAGCAACAUAUACAAUGUUGAUUGAAUGGUAUUCAAGAAUUUCGAAAAUUGAGGAAUCAGAGAAGCUGUUUGAUGAAAUGCUAAAGAAAGGAAUAGAGCCUGAUGUGUAUGUUUACACCUCCCUUAUCAAUUGGAAUUGUAAAUUUGGGAACAUGAAGAGGGCCUUUGUUCUGUUUGAUGAAAUGACUGAGAGAAGGCUUGUUCCAAAUGCAUUCACUUAUGGUGCCCUUGUAAAUGGUGCCUGCAAGGCAGGGCAGAUGGAGGCAGCUGAGAUGAUGGUAAAUGACAUGCAAAGCAAAGGGGUUGAUGUAAAUCAAGUGAUAUUCAAUACAUUGAUAGAUGGGUACUGCAAAAAAGGAAUGAUUGACGAAGCUCUAAGGCUGCAGAAUAUCAUGCAGCAAAAAGGAUUUGAGAUUGAUGUGUUUACUUGUAACAUAAUUGCCAGUGGUUUUUGUAGAUUGGAUCGGCGAGAGGAAGCAAGGAGACUAUUGCUUACAAUGGAAGAAAGAGGAGUGGCUCCAGAUGUAGUGAGCUUCAGUAUUUUGAUUGACAUUUACGGCAAAGAAGAAAAUUUUGCAGAAGCAAAAAGGCUGUUGAAGGAGAUGGAGAAGAAGGGGGAGGUACCUAGUGUUGUUACGUACAAUACUUUUAUUCAAAGAUAUUGCAAGAAGGGAAAGAUGGAGGAGGCAUACAAACUGAUAGAUGAGAUGAAAGAAAGGGGGUUAAUGCCAGACACAUAUACAUAUACAUCACUUAUGAAUUGGGAAUGUGCUAGUGGGAAUGUGGAUAGAGCGCUUGAACUAUUCAAUGAAAUGCCACAACGAGGACUAAAUCGAAAUGAAGUAACUUACACGGUAAUGAUCUCUGGGUUGUCCAAGGCUGGUAGAGCUGAUGAAGCUUUUAAAUUAUACGAUGAAAUGAACACACAAGGCAUUAUACCUGAUGAUAGAAUAUUUUCUUCCUUGAUCGCCAGCCUUCAUGAGGCAGGAUUUUAGUUUCGGUGUCAUCAACUGCAUUGAAACUUGACCAGACUGGGUGUAACGAGCUACAACUUUUUAAAGUUUGAAUGUCUUUGAACUAAGAAUUGCUGACGAAAAGUUGUGAUGCUAUUUUAAGAGAGUGCAAAAACUUCAAGGAUAGCGGGUAGGAAGUUUAAUAAAGCCCAUAAUGCAUUAUAUUUGCCUCUUCAAGGAUCCAAUAUGGCGAUUUCUCUUGAGAAGACUGGCGUUUAUGAGCUAUUCAAAUGCAAUGAGACAAUCCCAAGACGUUCAAAGACGCCCUACAGAAAACCGAGGUGGGGGCGCUAUACCCAUUUCAUCUAUAGUGUGUAGGGGUGGGCGAAAGAAACCAUUCAUUCAAACAAGACCACCCUACUACCAAAACGACUCGAAUUGAUGAACAAAACAAGAUCAUUUUGUUCCAUUUUUAGUACAAUUAUGAAUGAAAAGUGAUGUCAAUUUUUUAAUACCAUCAGCUAGGGAAAACGUCAACAUGGGAACGCUGUAUUAUUCUGCUGUAAAACUGUAAUAAUGGAAAACGGUCUCCAAUGAUGAUAGACAAAUCCAUUUGUUUCCA
Molecule: messenger RNA, 2538 nt
Organism: Cucumis melo (muskmelon)
Lineage: Eukaryota; Viridiplantae; Streptophyta; Magnoliopsida; Cucurbitales; Cucurbitaceae
Product: pentatricopeptide repeat-containing protein At2g32630
Exons: 1
Coding region: 180-1958 (592 amino acids)
Molecular function (GO): protein binding
Source: RefSeq, a predicted model, not a curated record